CACACGGAAGUCAUCGUGUGCACCUGUUACACUUUCAAACAGGAAAGAGAACGAAUGAAUACAUAUUCACUCGAACUAAGUCGCUUCGAGCCAGUGUUUUAAACUUGAAACGUCUUUUUUGGGGGUUGUUGUGAAAAACCCCAUCAACCUGAACCUUUAUGGACAAAUUAAAGAAAGUUUUGAGUGGCCAAGAUGGAAGUGACGACCUCAACAUACUGCAGGAAGCGAAUGAAGCAUCAACACUGGGAUGGGGCACGCGCGUCAAGGGAUUCCUCGCGUGUUUUGUGGCUGGCGUCUUGUGUUCAGUUUUGGGAACCUGCUUGCUUUGGGUGCCCAGAAAAGGACUGACACUCUUUGCUGUCUUUUACAGUUUAGGUAAUAUUGCUUCUAUUUUAAGCACGAUGUUCUUAACGGGUCCAUUAAAGCAACUCAAGAGGAUGUGUGACAAGACGAGAGCUCUGGCAACUGCCAUUAUGAUUACAUGCCUGGUGCUAACCUUCUGUGCUGCUUUUUGGUGGAAUAACAAAGGCCUUGCUCUGCUGUUCUGUAUCCUCCAGUUUUUGGCCUUUACAUGGUAUAGCUUAUCCUACAUUCCUUUUGCAAGGGAUGCAAUUAUUAAGUUGUUCUCCGCGUGCUUCAAGUGAGAUGCCUCUACAUUUGGCCUUGGCUGUCUCUCUAUGUGCUGCUUUGGCUCCAGCUUCGGUGCUACCUUCAAUGCCACUCAUGUACCCACUCUGCAGCCUGGCACAGACACCUCACCACACUACAGGCUCCCCUUACUCUCCCCAAUGGAUGGACGCUCUCCAUCUGUGUGAACAAGCACACACAGACAAGUACUCACACACACACACACUUGUGCUUUACAUUCAAGUAGGGAAAUAUGAAGGAUGAAAUAAUCUAAUUAGGUAAAUGGUUGAGUUUUGGACACUGCCCUAUAGUGACAUGCUUGGUGCAACAAGAUGGAGCAGCUUAUUUUACAUUUAACUGCUGUGUAAGUGAUCAUUCAUUCUUACGUGCCUUCCUCUCUGCCGUUAUCCAAGGAUAACUUAAGGAUUAGAUUGGGUAGAAAUGUAACCAGUGUUUGCAGUUUUUUAGGAUUUAGGUUGAUUUCUUUUUAAGCUAGAACAAGACAAUGAUGAAGGGCUUUCUAAAUAAUUGAUCCAAUUAUAUUUUAAUUCAGAAGUUAUCUAUUAUAGGUAAGUAAAAGGAUGACAGAAAUGUCUUAUUACUUAUUGUUAUCUUAUUAGAUAAGUCAAAUAUUAAACUCUUAUUAGGGUGCCAAUGUAUAUCUUUAUGGUCCAUUUGUCUUCAAAAAAACUAUUUCUUUCUUUGCAUUUAGGAGUAAAAUGAUGUGCCUUUUUCUGAUUAAUGUUUAUUAUGCCUGUCCUUAUUUUUUCAAAUCACAGACACAUUUCCUUUUAACUGUAUUGAUUUCAAAAAUGACAGUGGUAGUUUUCCUCCUUGUUGUCUUUUAAAAUGUCUGCUAAUAUAUUCACUGAAGAGAUUCAUUUUAUUUAUAUGUAUACAAAUAUUUUUCUGACUGAAAUGUACAUUCCAGAAUUAUUUUAUCAUGACUCAAAUUGAAAUUUCCCCUACAUCAUGAUAAUUAAUUGCCCAUGUUUGUUUCAUUAUAUAGAUUUGCAUUAUUUCUAUGAAACGAUUUCUAUCUGAGGUGUUUAAAAUUGCUACUGCUACUGUAUGGACAUUAUAACUAUCGAUGCUAUUAAAAGUUAUUCACGUUCA
Messenger RNA from Carassius auratus (goldfish), 1743 nucleotides. It is a transcript of the gene sft2d2b, whose product is annotated as SFT2 domain containing 2b. The transcript is spliced from 8 exons. The record is from RefSeq and is a predicted model, not a curated record. Gene Ontology annotation, cellular component: membrane. The coding region runs from base 159 to 644 and encodes 161 amino acids. Gene Ontology annotation, biological process: vesicle-mediated transport. NCBI's taxonomy places the organism in Eukaryota, Metazoa, Chordata, Actinopteri, Cypriniformes, Cyprinidae.